UUAACUAUUAGAGACACAUCAGUCCGUCCCGCCUCCGACUCCUGGCAGCCUCCAGAGCGCGCCGCGCAGCCCCCCGCUGACCAGACGGAGCGCGCCGGGCUGGAGGUCGGGAGCUGUUCGUGCAUGUGUGACACCGGAUAACGGCGCCGUGAGAGACCGACCUACCGACCGACACGGCGGAGGAUGAGGAGCCGGAGAGAAGAAGCUUGAAGUUGCAGCGGAGCCUCAGUCCACUUCCAGCCCCGACACCGGCCGCAGAUGGAAACUUUAGCCGGCUGAAGACGCCUCUCUCCGGACUCCGGCGGCACUCAUGAACCGGGCCGUGGUUGGUUCUGUCUGACAUGAACAUCUAUUAAAACUCUUUUUUUUUUUAAACUGUUAUCAUUCAUCCACCUCCUCUUCCGUUUUUUACACGGAUUCUGAACAUUUAUGGGAAAGGGAGAGUGAAGUGAUGAACCGGGACAGAGCGGUACCGGGGCCCGGGGCAGACGGGGUCCAGACCGUGAUCAGCCGGGACAGAGCCGGAGCGGGGCCCGUGGCGGACCCGGUGCAGCCCGUGAUGAGUCGGGACAGAGCGGUACCUGCGCCCGGCGGCGGGGACGGGGUCCAGACGGUGGUGGGUCCGGACGGAGGGGACCUGCUGGACGGAGGGGCCGCCGGGGAGAAGCGGCUCUUCUCCGGCGCGGUGGCCGCUCAGGCCGGGGAGAACCACUCGGAACCUCCGCCGACGAACCCUGUGCUGGUGCCGCCGCAGCAGGGCCCCGGUUCCGGGCACCGGACCACCUCGUUCUCCGUGCUGGACAUCCUGGACCCGAACAAGUUUCACGAGCAGCCGGAGACACCAGCCAGCAGCAAGCAGCAGCACGCGGGACACCGGGGAGGAGAGCGCGAGCUGAGCGCGUGCGGAGCGGAGAACCGGAGAGGAGGAGGAGGAGGAGGCGGGGAGCGCGAGCACGGACCGGACACCGGGAAGGGCUGCUACGGAGCGGAGGACUACCAGAGCCAGUGAGAAGGCUUCGUAUACAGAAGUCCAGACGAGGAUGACUACCACAGAUCUGGGACCCCGGACUCUGAGGCCCCUGACGGGCCCUACAGCAGCGAGGAGAGCAGCUCGGCCCUCCCCAGCAACGGAGACCGAGAGCUUGGCGUCCACCAGGACACCAGCAGGGACGCCAAGAGCCCCAACGGAAGCCCCGCAGGCCAGAUCAGCAGCGCCCAGACCAACGGGGGCCAGGGGGCCAAGCCCAAGAGGAAACGCUCGGGCUCGGACUCCAAGUCGGGGAAGCCCCGCAGGGCCCGGACUGCCUUCACCUAUGAGCAGCUGGUGGCGCUGGAGAACAAGUUCAAGUCCACGCGCUACCUGUCGGUGUGCGAGCGGCUCAACCUGGCGCUGUCGCUCUCCCUCACUGAAACCCAGGUCAAGAUCUGGUUCCAGAACCGCCGGACCAAGUGGAAGAAGCAGAACCCAGGAGCCGACACGUCCGCCCCCACCGGCGCCGGAGGAGCUGGAGGCCCCGGAGCUGCAGGCGGAGGAGCCGGAGGCCUGGGGAGCCUCAGCCCUCUGAGCCCGUCGCCUCCGGUCAACGGGCACCUGGCCAUGCACGCUGGCUACGCCGGACACCACCACCCCCCCACCGGCAGCCUGGUCCAGCUGCCUUUCCUCACCGCCAGCCACGUCCUGUCCCCCUUCAUGCUGGGGACGCAGAGCUACGCCGCCCCCGCCUUCUACAGCACACACCUGUAGACGGUGAACGGACCCUCGGACCCACGGCGUCCUUUUUACUACCACGUUUGAAGGCUUUAAUUUCAACGGAUUAUUUUGAUAGAAUGUGAAUAUCUACCAGAAACUGUACAUAAUUCUAUGUUCUAGCUCUCUAUCCUGAAUGCUUUUUAAACUACAUACUAGACGAAUAGUUGAUUUCUUUUUUUUCCAAAAAAAAACGACAAAAAAAGUCUGUACGCAUAUUGAAUGUUUAUUUAAUGACUUAAGGAAUGGCUUGAUCUAUCGUCAGUACCGUGUAACUCCAGCUGUGAUCGUUUUCUUUUCUGUUAUUUAUUGAAUUUGUUAACAGUUUCCAUAAAACCCUUGGAUGUACUGAUUCCUCAGCUCAACAUGGUAUCGUCCUUUGAUAUUAAAAUAACGACAAUUAAACGGAGAAA
Acanthochromis polyacanthus (spiny chromis) is the source of this 2160-nucleotide messenger RNA. It is a transcript of the gene nkx1-2b, whose product is annotated as NK1 transcription factor related 2-like,b. The transcript has 3 exons. Gene Ontology annotation, biological process: regulation of transcription by RNA polymerase II; cell differentiation. Lineage: Eukaryota; Metazoa; Chordata; Actinopteri; Pomacentridae. The record is from RefSeq and is a predicted model, not a curated record. Gene Ontology annotation, molecular function: DNA-binding transcription factor activity, RNA polymerase II-specific; RNA polymerase II cis-regulatory region sequence-specific DNA binding. Gene Ontology annotation, cellular component: nucleus.